GCUCGUUGGGCGCUGAAGGCAUCCCCGGGACCCGGAGCGCAGACCGGGAAAGAAACGCACAGUGGUAUUGAUGUGUAGAUCCUUGGGUUCAGCGGUUGGCUGAAACACACCAUGCCUGCUUCCAUCCUUUGCUCCGGAAAGUUGUGAAUUGCUCAUGCCUAUAGGGAGGAAGGAUGGCUCAUGGGAUUCCUUCUCAAGGCAAAGUUACCAUAACGGUGGAUGAGUACAGCUCAAACCCCACCCAGGCAUUCACACACUACAACAUCAACCAGAGCAGAUUCCAGCCGCCACAUGUACAUAUGGUCGACCCCAUCCCAUAUGACACUCCAAAACCAGCGGGCCACACGCGGUUUGUCUGCAUCUCAGACACACACUCCAGAACAGAUGGUAUCCAGAUGCCUUAUGGGGACAUCCUUCUCCACACAGGCGAUUUCACCGAGCUGGGACUGCCCUCAGAGGUUAAGAAGUUUAAUGACUGGUUAGGAAACCUGCCAUAUGAAUAUAAAAUAGUGAUUGCUGGGAAUCAUGAACUGACAUUUGAUAAAGAAUUCAUGGCAGACCUUGUUAAACAGGACUACUACCGUUUCCCCUCUGUGUCCAAAUUGAAACCAGAGGACUUUGACAACGUUCAGUCCCUCCUGACAAACAGUAUUUACUUACAAGACUCGGAGGUAACAGUGAAGGGAUUCAGGAUAUACGGGGCACCUUGGACCCCGUGGUUUAAUGGAUGGGGCUUUAACCUGCCCAGAGGUCAGUCUCUGCUGGACAAGUGGAACCUCAUCCCUGAGGGCAUCGACAUACUCAUGACACACGGACCUCCUCUAGGUUUUCGAGACUGGGUUCCAAAGGAGCUUCAAAGAGUCGGCUGUGUGGAGCUUUUAAACACAGUCCAGAGGCGAGUCCGGCCCAAGCUCCAUGUAUUUGGUGGAAUCCAUGAAGGUUACGGCAUUAUGACCGACGGUUAUACAACGUACAUCAAUGCCUCAACGUGUACAGUCAGCUUUCAACCGACCAACCCUCCAAUUAUAUUUGACCUUCCAAACCCACAGGGUUCCUGAAGCUCUAAAAAGCCCAAUUGGAAUGUGAGGGAAGGUCUAUAAACUGUCAUUUUUCUAAUUAUAAACUUACAUUCUCUUACUUGUUUAUUUCCAAAUCCUGUGAGUUCUUUUUGUAAAUUACUGGAACACAAAUGACUCUAGAGGUUGUGCUUCUUUAUUUUUUUUUAAAUGGGGCGUCCAUUCGAAAUGAAAGGAGCAUUGUGAAUUUGUAAAAUGACUUCCGUUUUCUCAAAGGCCACGCCAUUGUAAAUUGUUAGUAUUCGCCAAAGGACAGCCAAGCUUUCUUUUUAAAAGGUGAUGAAAGUCUUAUUUUAAUAUGCUUUAAGC
Messenger RNA from Lynx canadensis (Canada lynx), 1385 nucleotides. It is a transcript of the gene MPPED2, whose product is annotated as metallophosphoesterase domain containing 2. Gene Ontology annotation, molecular function: hydrolase activity. The record is from RefSeq and is a predicted model, not a curated record. The transcript is spliced from 7 exons. Lineage: Eukaryota; Metazoa; Chordata; Mammalia; Carnivora; Felidae. Bases 174 to 1058 code for a protein of 294 amino acids.